CAUCGCCUGUCGAGCUCGCCCGCCGCAGCCGCCGCCUUCAGCCCGUUUUCUAGUGAGUGGGAUGGCGAGCGCUUUCCCCGGCGGGGAACCGGUGAAAUGAACUCGCGGAGGCAAUGGGCGCUCGGGGGUUUAUGCAGACUUUUCCCUGCCUCUGGAUGUUCCUGCACAGAGCAUUUACGUAACCCGCAGCCUCUCCCCCAACCUUUUCAGUUUCUCCCAGCGCUGCUGGCAAGCCCGAGCCGAGGGUGUUUUGUGUUACACCAGACAAGCUGGUGACGAUUCGCUCAGGAGGGGAAAAUCCUCGGCUGCUUCGCUCGAAGGGGAGCCAUGCAUUCGGUGAUUUGGGUCGAAGGGCUCCUGUGUCAACUGUUUGUAUUUCUAACUCCUGCUCGGGGGUUGCGUUUACAUCCGAAACAAGAGAAUUUCAUAAAGCAGCUGAGAUCUUAUGAAAUCAUUACGCCGACACGGGUGAACGACUUCGGAGAGGUCUUUCCUCACGCCCUUCACUUCAGGAGAAGGAAGCGGAGCUCUGGGCUGGAUCUGUGGGCAGCCCGGGCUCACUACCAAAUCAGCGCCUUCGGACAUCUCUACCACCUAAACCUCAGCGCCGACUCCGGCUUCAUCGCGCCCUCCUUCCGAGUCAGUCACCUGGGCAGCAGCGAGCCCGGGGAGCCGCCCUCGGACCUGAAGCACUGUUUCUACGCGGGGCAUGUCAACUCUCAGACGGAGCACACUGCCGUGGUCAGCCUCUGCACUGGCCUGAUGGGCACUUUUCAAACUCGUGAUGGACAAUAUUUUUUGGAACCUCUCAUGAAGCCAGAUGGAGACCAGUACGAAGAUGAGCACAAUAAACCCCAUCUCAUUUACCAAACAGAGAUGAGGAGGAAUUUCUUUAGCCCUUGGCCUCAACAAAAGCCUGAAGUGCCACAAAAUCAGGUUCAAGAACAGUUACUUCCCUUCAACCAUGUGGUUAAUGUUCUAGAGCACGUGGAGAUCAAGAAAGAGGAUGUUACAGGCCUUUCGGCCCACAAUGUUUCGAUAGAGGGGAAACGGAGAGACGUGCAUACACGGCAAAAGCGCUUUUUGUCCUACCCAAGAUUUGUGGAGGUCAUGGUCACUGCUGACAGCAAAAUGGUCUAUCACCAUGGGAAGAAUUUGCAGCACUACAUUUUAACACUUAUGUCAAUAGUGGCUACAAUCUACCGAGAUUCAAGUGUUGGAAACCUCAUCAACAUUGUUGUUGUGAAGUUAGUUGUGAUUCACAAUGAACAAGAAGGCCCAUCCAUCAGUUUUAAUGCAGCUACAACUCUUCAUAGCUUCUGUGUGUGGCAGCAGACUCAGAACACCUUGGAUGAUGCCCACCCAUCUCACCAUGAUACUGCAGUCCUAAUCACUAGGGAAGACAUUUGUAGAGCUAGAAACAAGUGUGAUACUUUGGGGCUAGCAGAACUUGGUACAAUGUGUGACCCAUACCGUAGCUGCUCCAUCAGUGAGGAGAACGGACUGAGUGCUGCUUUUACAAUAGCGCAUGAACUUGGGCACGUGUUCAACAUGCCUCAUGAUGAUAGCUUCAAAUGCAAAGAGGCUGGGGUGAAGCAUCAAUAUCAUGUUAUGGCUCCAACCUUGAACUACCACACCAACCCAUGGACCUGGUCAAAGUGCAGCCGCAAGUAUAUCACAGAGUUUCUAGACACCGGUUAUGGAGAAUGCCUACUUGAUGAACCCGUAGCGAGGAACUAUGACUUGCCAGCCCAGCUACCUGGUGAAAUCUACAACGCAAACAAGCAAUGUGAACUUAUGUUCGGAGCAGGAUCACAAGUGUGUCCUUACAUGAAACAAUGCAAACGGCUGUGGUGUACAAGUGCAGAAGGGGUGCACAGGGGUUGCCGUACGCAACACAUGCCUCUGGCUGAUGGGACUGACUGUGGCCAUGGGAUGCACUGUUGGCACGGACUUUGUGUGAACAGAGAGACGGCGGCAAGGCCCGUGAAUGGAGAGUGGGGACCGUGGGGACCAUAUGGAGUGUGCUCCAGGCUGUGCGGCGGAGGGAUCAGAAGUGCAGUGAGAGACUGUAACAAGCCAGAGCCCAGGAACGGUGGGAAGUAUUGCGUGGGCCGCAGAAUGAAAUUCCGAUCCUGUAACACUGAGCCGUGUCCAAAGGGAAGAAAGGAUUUCAGGGAAGUGCAGUGCUCAGAGUUCGAUGGGAAGCACUUUAACAUCAAUGGCUUGCCGGCAAACGUGCGCUGGCUUCCGAAGUACAGCGGCAUUCUGAUGAAGGAUCGUUGCAAGCUCUUCUGCCGUGUGGCUGGGACUACAGCGUAUUAUCAGCUCAAAGAUCGCGUCACUGACGGUACUGCAUGUGGCCCCGACACGAAUGAUAUCUGUGUACAAGGCUUGUGCAGACAGGCAGGAUGUGACCAUGUGUUGAAUUCCAAAGCGAGGCGGGACAAAUGUGGGGUAUGUGGAGGAGAUAAUUCCUCGUGUCGGACUCUGGCUGGUACUUUUAACAAUGCACAAUAUGGGUAUAAUGUUGUCGUGCGAAUACCUUCAGGAGCCACAAAUAUUGAUGUACGGCAGCACAGUUACUCAGGGAGGCCAGACGAUGACAACUAUCUUGCUUUAUCCGACAGUGAAGGUAAUUUCAUCCUGAACGGAAACUUUGUGGUGAGCAUGUUUAAGCGAGAAGUAAGUGUGCAGGGAACCACAAUCGAAUAUAGUGGCUCAGACAGUGACGUGGAACGCAUUAAUUGCACUGGCCGAAUUGAAGAAGAGCUGAUCCUGCAGGUUUUAUCCGUUGGAAAUUUGUACAACCCUGAUGUGCGUUACUCCUUUAAUAUACCAAUAGGGGACCAGCUGGGAUUGUUUGUUUGGGACCUGUAUGGUUCAUGGCAAGAGUGCAAUAGACCGUGCCAAGGGGUACGGAGGAGAAAGGUUGUCUGUGUGCGGAAAGGUGAUCAGUUGGUUGUUUCCGACCAACGAUGUGAGCAUUUUCCUCGCCCGGUUGCAGAGAGUGAGCUGUGCAAUAUGGACUGUGAGUUAAGGUGGCACGCAAUAGGUAAGAGUGAAUGUACGGCGCAGUGUGGGCCAGGACACAGAACACGGGACAUUCACUGCAUGAGGUACACCCAUGGGAAAGGACUGAGUGAGUCCAUGGAUGACAGGUACUGCGCCAAUCAACCGAAACCUCCCAGUCGAGAGCCCUGCCAUGGCGACUGCCUCAGGACCAGUUGGCAUUAUACGUCCUGGUCACAGUGUUCAAUGAGCUGUGGCAGCGGAACAAGGACACGGGAGGCGUACUGUGUGAACAACCUCGGGAGACGCCUUGUAGACCGGGAGUGCGCCGAACAUCAAAGCAUUGUGUCUCAGAGAUGUAACGAAUUUCCCUGCCCUGAAUGGGCAGCCAGUCAAUGGAGUGAAUGUCUUGUAACAUGUGGGAAGGGCACAAGACAUCGACAAAUUUCAUGCCUGCUGAAUAAUGAACACCUGAGGGAUGACUUCUGCAACCCAAGUACCAAGCCAGAGACCACGGGGACAUGUGAGCUCCAGGAAUGUGCCUCGUGGCAGGUCGGAGCAUGGGGGCAGUGUGCUGCUACCUGCGGCCGUGGAUAUCGCAUGCGAGCAGUGAGGUGUGUGGUCGGGACGUUUGGUGCAGUUAUAGACGACAGAGAGUGCAAUGCUGCAACGCGCCCAAGAGAUAACCAGGACUGUGAGAUGCCUCCCUGUUUAGAACCUCCUAAGAUGGUCCCAACUCCAAGUCAAGCCACUCAGAGAGGGACGAUGGCCCAGUGGAGAUUUGGAUCCUGGACUCCCUGCUCAGUCACCUGUGGGGAAGGAACCCGUGCCCGAUACGUCAGCUGCAGAGACGCCCAGGGCGGUGUAGCCGAUGAAUUGUUCUGCGCUCACUUGCCUCGCCCUCCCGAAGCAUCGAUGUGUUAUAGUCCCUGCGGGCAGUGGCGUGCUGGGGAAUGGUCAUCUUGUUCUGCCAGCUGUGGUCCAGGGACAGUGACCCGUCAAGUUGCCUGUGUCACCUAUCACCACCAGCUCACGGUCGAGAGUGACUGCGAUGCCACAGAGAGACCAGCCGAGGAGCAAGAGUGCAGUGUGGCCUUGUGCCCCCCCGUGUACCCCCCGCAUGACUACCCCAGCCACUUCCCACAGCAUGACUACCCGCUGCCCCAUGCGGACUACCCCUCCCGCGACGUGGUCAGUCAGAACGUAUGGAACAAUCCGUCAGGGGCAAGUCAGUGGAGGACAGGACCUUGGGGAGCAUGCUCGAGCACUUGCACAGGUGGAUUUCAGCGGAGGGUGGUCGUCUGUCAGGACGUGGAAGGAAGAAGCGCCGACUCCUGCAAUGAGAAUGCGAAACCUGCAGAAGCCAGGCACUGUGAUGCUGGUGCCUGUCCUCACUGGAACUACGGCAACUGGGGUGAGUGUACACAGCCGUGUGAUGGUGGAACAAGGACAAGACUGGUUAUCUGCCAGCUGCCACAAGGCCAACAACUGAGCGACCAAAACUGUGAUAUCUUGGAAAAGCCUCCAGACAGGGAACAGUGCAACAUGCAGCCUUGCUCUGGCAGUGUCUCAUGGCAUCGCGGACCAUGGAAUUCGUGCUCCGUGUCGUGCGGGAAGGGUACCAAGCAGCGGAGAGUGGGCUGCGUUGACACAGGGCAGGUGGCCGUGGACCACAAGCACUGUGAGCAUUUGAAGAAGCCACGUGUUUACAAGCGGUGCCGAGCCGGUCGGUGCCCCAGCUGGAGGACCACCCCAUGGAAGGAGUGCUCAGUGACCUGUGGAGCCGGGUUUCAGCAAAGGGAUGUCUUCUGCAGGCUGAAGGGUGUAGGUCGGGUAAUUGAAGAGACAUGCAAUCCAUCCUCUCGCCCAGCUGGCACUCAGCAAUGCCGGCUGCCUGCCUGCCUGCACUAUGAAUGGCUAGCAGAUGAAUGGCAAGAUUGCUCCGCAUCAUGUGGUGAAGGCGUGAAGAAACGCAGCGUUCAGUGCAUCAGCCACACCCGGGACCAGAUGGAGGAUGAUUACUGUGACCAUUCAUCCAAGCCUCCUGCUGUGCAAAGCUGCUCCAUUGCACCUUGUGACUACAUUUGGAUUGCAGGGGAAUGGUCACAGUGUUCGGCAAGUUGUGGCCCAGGAUAUCAACGACGGAUAGUUUACUGCAGUGAGGUCCACUCUGGACAAGACCCUUAUUCAUAUGAUCUGCCAACAACCUCAGAGAGCCGCUGUCCAAAGCCACCACCUCCCAGUGUUCAUGAGUGCACCAUCCAGCAGUGUCCUGCCUCAGCGAGCUGGAGAGUGGGAGCCUGGAGCAAGUGCUCAGUGACGUGUGGCUUUGGUACAAUGGAGAGGGAAGUGCAAUGCCUGACCGACGAGAGUCUGCCCAGUGGACUGUGCCAACUCAGCCAAAAGCCGCGGCUUCGUGCUCCUUGCUUCAAUGACGUUUGUGAUGCUUCAGCAAGUUGCAGUGAAAUUCAGAAGAUGAAAGAAGUGCAAGAGGAUGGAGAGUACCUGCUAAAAAUUGAAGGCAAAAUAAUAAAGAUAUACUGUGCAGGAAUGCAUUCUGAUUAUCCUCGGGAAUAUGUAACCUUAUCCAGUGGAGAGGCAGACAACUAUUCUGAAGUCUAUGGCUACAGGUUGCGAAAUCCUUACGAAUGUCCUUAUAAUGGAAACAGAAGGAAGGACUGUUCCUGCAAAAAUGAUUACUUGGCUGCUGGGUACACAGUGUUUCACAGAAUACGGGUUGAUGUCAGCUCAAUGCAAAUCAUAAUUACAGACCUGCAUUUUGCACGGACGGUGCAUGGCAGAGCAGUGCCCUUUGCAACGGCGGGAGACUGCUACAGCGCGGCCAAGUGUCCUCAGGGACGAUUUAGCAUUAACUUAAGUGGAACCGGGUUGAUGGUAGCAGAAGCUUCGAAAUGGAUUGCACAGGGAAACUAUGCAACAGUCAAUGUUCAAAGGUCACAGGAUGGUAUGAAGAUUUAUGGGAAGUGUGGAGGUUACUGUGGAAAAUGUGUCCCCCAAACCAGCACUGGGCUUCUCCUGCAAGUACAGUGAGGCCUGGGCAUGAUGAGAAGACACAGCAACAUCAGGAGGAAGGAAG
Molecule: messenger RNA, 6109 nt
Organism: Pristis pectinata (smalltooth sawfish)
Lineage: Eukaryota; Metazoa; Chordata; Chondrichthyes; Rhinopristiformes; Pristidae
Product: A disintegrin and metalloproteinase with thrombospondin motifs 20-like
Exons: 44
Coding region: 328-6063 (1911 amino acids)
Biological process (GO): proteolysis; extracellular matrix organization
Cellular component (GO): extracellular matrix
Molecular function (GO): zinc ion binding; metalloendopeptidase activity
Source: RefSeq, a predicted model, not a curated record